UUUUGCCCUAUAAAGCGGACAGCAUACAUACUCUUGAUAGCGUUAACAGUGUUUAUGCUACAAUGAGGAAGAGAUAUGGGAUAUUUAACAAACGUUUGUUAAACAUGGAUCUUUUCCACUGAGAGUGAAUCAUCAUGGAUGUUCGUCUAGCAUUCAACGGAAAAGCUGGGAAGCUCAACGAACGUGUAUUUAAAAAGUUGAAAGCAAUAUGCCAGCCUGUCAUAGCAGGACAAGACAACACAAGAAAAGGCAAUGCAAGAACUCUUGUUUCACAGGGUGAUGUCCCUUUGUACGACACGCGUCUUGUUAUACGCACGGUGGAAAAACCUUGGGCGGGUGAUCUCUCUGAUGAAGAGAUAGAGAAUGACCUAGAACAAAGAAUUCUACAUUAUGCAAUUGUUCCCCAAGUGGCGUACUACAGAAAUGAACAAACUGUUAGCUUCGUCUCACCAUACUUCCGUUGGGGCAGCCUGGAGGAAGUAAUACAGAAAGAAGCGGCAAAAACAUCCGAGAACACGACGGAAAAACCAGCGGUGGAAAUCACGGAAAACGCAACGCAAAAACCACAAAAUUUAGGAUGGAAAGAAAAGUUAAGAGUACUUUAUCAAAUAUGCUGCGCCAUUGCAUAUCUUCACGAGCCGCCAAACUGUGAUAGGAAACCUGUGUCCCACGGCAACAUAAGCAUGAAAAGCAUUCUUUUGGAUGAGCGGAAGAACGCCCGAUUGUUAUAUUUUGCACCUACAUCGGACAAAGGAGGAGUUGGGGAGGAACAGUUUCAAGAGGACAAAAACAAAGAUGUGCAAGCCUUCAAAGACAUAGCAUACGAGGUCUUUAAACAUGGUAGAAAGAAGAUAGCAUCAGAUAUACAAAAGUCUGUAACGAUGGAAGAAAUCAAAACAACACUGAUGUCGUUACUAAGACAAAGUGACAUCAAAUGGUGGACUGCAUCGUCAAACAUGAACACAACGAAAAUCAAAUGUGAUAUUUGCUGCGUGAAUAAACCCGAAAUGUUUUACAAAAAGCUUCAACACGAUCAAUCAUGUGUAACCAAAAUCCAGAUGUGCGUUGGUUGUUUGUGGAACUGGCGAUACAAUCCUGUCAAGUGCCACAGCUGUGAUCAAGGGAAAAUACAGUCUCCAGUCGGUGAUAGCUGGGGCGCUAUUCUCAUCGCAGGCACAGAUGACAAACAUGACGUUACACAACAUUUUGAAGACGAUAUAGGAAAGAUGAAAGAUACACUUAUUACAGAAGCGACUUUAAUGGGUGUAUGGAACAAUGUUUUUACAGUGAAGACGUCUACAACCACGCACAGUGAACAAUUGGAGAAGGCGUUCAGCAAUAUUGAUACUCCUGAGAUCAACACCCUCGUAUUAGUCUAUUCAGGUCAUCAUGGGGAAGAAGGAUUCAGAAUAGAUUCUGACUUGUUGACGGACGAUGCACUUGAAAAUAAAAUCAAUGGCCUUAAACAUGUAAAGAAAGUAAUUUUAUUUCUUGAUUGCUGUUUUCCAAAGAAGCUGAAUUUGGGAGACAAAACUGUGUUGCAGUUUAAUGCAGUGAAACGUGAACAAAAAGCGUCCAGUGGAAGAACAGGUAGCCAAUUCAUAAAUGAAAUUGUCGAUGCAUUGACAAAAUCCUGGAAAUGCGGGUGCUGCCAGAAUUCACCUAUCAUCAGACAUUUCGACCUGCAGGAAUAUUUGUCACGGCACGCAAAUUCUGAUUCAACAGAACCGUCACAUCAAACAUACACAGCAGGGGAAAUUGACGUCAUUCUUACGUUUAGAGCGGUUGAUUCCGGAUGGCUGACUGCGUUGGAAAAAUCCCUAGAAAGCGACCCAAUACAAGAAUUGAAAAAGGAACUGGUUAAACUAUAUAAAACAACAAGCACAGUUAGUAUUCGGCUUGACAUCGAUGAGGCACUUGAAAAAAUAUAUGAAGAGCCUAAACUUACAUUUAAAAGAAAUGGCAAAGACGAAGAGGACCAUAUAUCUGAAUUAAAUAACAUCUUUCUAAGCAAAGACGGCAAAAUAGUUAACACAGUAUUCGUCGUAGGCGAGCCUGGCUCAGGAAAGUCUUCGCUAUGUAAGAAGAUAAUUCAUGAUUGGUGUAAAACAGAAGAGGGAAACUUCGGACAGUCAGGAACUGAAUGGCACGACAUAUCAAGUCAGUUUGAAUUUGUUUUUUUUCUAAGUCUCCGCGAGGCGAAGAAUGAAUGCAAAAUUAAGAAUAUGAUAUUGAAAAAUGUCAUAGACCGGAUGGGAUUAGGACAAGAAAGCGUAGUACAAGAUAUAUUGCUUGGAGACAUUUUGAAAUCAAACUCCUGUCUGCUACUUCUUGAUGGUCUAGACGAAUGGCAGCAUCCGGAGCAAUGCAAUUGGAAUGAAAGAAUUCCCCAUGUAGACACAUCUUGGGAGAACUGUACCAUACUCAUCACCACAAGACCGUAUAAAUUGGCUGAGCUGAAAAUAGGCAACUCGCAGAUUGACAAUCAUGUGAUGUUGAGAGGAGUUACGUACCCUAUGAAGCUCGUUGAAAAAAUUGUAUCCAGAUUGAAUGAAUUUAACGAUACUAAAACACCCCUGGAUCCGCUAAAAUGCAUACAGGGCAUACAAGAUGAAAACUUGUGGCAUUUUAGUGAAUGUCCAAUUGUGCUAGCUCACAUCGUUUGGCUAUGGUACAAAAGAAAGCUUUCGGCAAAUAUGAAGCAUUCCGAUCUUUACGGAACGCUGUUGAAGGAGCGAUGGUUAGAAUAUUGUGGGAAGAGCAGUUCAUCUUCUAGAUCAAAAUUCAACGACGUGAUAUCCGCACUAAGCAAAAUAGCCUUUAAAAAGUAUUUUGCUGAUGAUGACAUUAACACGAUUGUGUUUGAAAUAGAUGAAGAGGAUAAAACUACUUUCGAAAGUCAAAAAGCUGCAUCGCUUGAAUCUGGCAUUCUAUCUUGCUUCAAUGUUCCAGGUGAUCAUCCACAGUACCAUUUCCUGCACAAAACAUUUCAAGAGUACCUAGCGGCGCUGUUCAUAUCAGAACAAAUUGCAGAGAGCUGUCUGCAUAUCAAACAUAUAUAUGAGCACCAUAGAAGAGAAUCUGGACUAAGCUUGUCACAGAUUUUUCUAUUCCUUUGUGGUUUGAGUACAAAGGCUGCUGAAGAUCUUUCAAAAACAAUGAACGAAUUGUUUACUCACUUUUGCGAUAAAGAAUGUUAUUCCGAAGAGGACUCGUACAAACUCCAGGAUAUGAUUUUGCAAGGUCAAAUAGAGCUAGACAAGGACGAUGACUCUGGAGGGAAAUUGUGCCUGCAGCACAUGAAUCUUGGUAGGUUCUACAGACUUAAAGGAAACAAGGCAACCAUCUUAGAACAAUAUAUGACGAAAAACCAAUCAAGCAUUGUGUCAUUGUAUAUCGGAGGGCCAAGCACAGUCAUUGCAUCACCCUUAGCGAGCAGACGUGACAGAAUGGUUUUAGAUUUAGAGAAUUGCAAGGAUCUUAAGUUCUUUCAUUUAUGCUAUACUGGUUUUAAAGAUGUCAUUGGUUUGAAUCUGAGUAAUUUAGUAGAAUGUGGUUUAGAAUUCAAAACUCGCCAGCAAGCUCCAAACCUCACAUCUACCUUCUAUAACUCUGAUAUUAAUUGUUUGAAAAAUCUGAGAAAAUUUAAACUGUCUAAUUUGACGGACUUGAGCUGGUUACAUGAGGGUUCAGAACAAGAGGAAUGCCUUGAUUUACGCCGACUAGAAAACCUUCAACACCUUACUGAACUUGAAUUAGGAGGACUGUCUACCUCAGACGUGGUGCAUCUACAACUGAUGACUCUACACAAACUGUCUGUAGGAUUUCUUAAACUAAAUCCAGCACAGCAGCUAAUGGCAACGUUAUCGGCACACGGUACAUGCCAGAAUGAACGAGAAGGGCUCUUUUCUCAUCUGAAGCACGUAUGCUUGGAAAAUGUUCGUAUGCCAGAGGAGCAGUUCAUCCGACUUUUGCAGUCAUGCAUACACGUAGACGCAGAAAGUUCGACAUGUGAGUUAGUGACGUGUUUCGUAGAGCCGGACGAAAAUGUAGAACAGCUGCAGGCUGUUUUUGAACAGCAGGUUACACCAUCCAACUGUGCAACAAGCAUUCAACUUGUUCGUGUGGAUAUCACUGCAAAGGCAUUAAUUCGUCUUGUUGAUAUCGUGACCAGAUGUGGCCACCCUGUGAAAUGUGAGUUACAUAGCUUAAAACUGAGGUCAAACCAAGCUGUUGAACAACCGAACAUUCCGAUAGUUGUUCCUCAGCCCAUUUCAGCUGAUUAUACUUCGGAAUUGAAUUUUUUUAAUAUCCAGAUGUCAACGGAACAGAUUUGUCAAAUUGUUGGUAUAAUAAGUCAUCUGAACCAUUCAGUCACAUUAAGGAUACAUGCUUGUUCCGAAAUAUUAAACGAAAAUAAUUACCUGAUGAAUCAGAUGGUACCUCCACAGUACGCCUCGCUGACCUGUGCCAAGUACAUUAAUGUUCAAGGUAUGGACAUAUCGGAAAAUACAUUUUGGUACAUUGUAAGCAGUGUGAUACAAUUUGGAUUAGAUUGUGGGUUGUUUCGAUGUACUGUGCUUCCAAACGGAGUACCGCAUGCGGACAAACUUCACUUUUUACAGGUGGGUAAUCCCCACUUGCCAGCUCAUACAGCAAAAAUCAGAUUGAAUAUCGUAUCAAUACCACAGGACGUGGUUCAGUGUCUCGCUUGUCUAGCGGUAGAAUCUGAACAUUUAGUUGAGUGUAAAUUAAACACCUGUGAGAUACCAUUUCUUUCCGAUGACAGGCCGUUGAAGGAAAAAAUGGACGACUAUGCUUCGCUCAUGAUCCAAGAGUUUGUCAAGGUGGAUCCAACCGCCAAGUUGCCUGAACGUUUUAAUGCGGACCAAACAUGGGACAUUCGUUUUAAAGCUACGCCAAAAAUUAAGUGAUUAAUCGUUCUACAGAAUGUUAUCAUGAACUUAUUAUUCAUUCGCAGCCUAUGUAAAUUCGCUGGUAUCCUCAUAAAAUAAGUAUUGACAAAUAUUUAAACAAUUUCAUUGAAGGCAUGCAACAGGGAUAUCAAUGAUUCUCCGAAUUUGUAAAUAACAUAAUUUUUAUUUAUUCAAUAUAAAGUCAAACACGACGGACAGACCUGCGUUCUCAACUUCUCUAGCGAUUUACAUUUUCAAAUAUAUUUAAUAUAAGGUAAUCAUAAGGUUUUGCGCAAGAUUUGUGAAUUUGGGACAGGCAAUGCUGCCCAACUCCUCGGCUUUCAAUCCAGUAUCAGUAUAUUUAACUGAGAUUCGACCUCCUAUGACAGCUGGUUUUCAAACGUCCAACGGUUCGAAUGACCGCAGUUUUACUUUAUAUGUUUACUCGUUAAUGCAAACGUUGAAUCAUUGAUAUAUAUUGUAUCUGUUUGAUUUUCAUGUGAAACAGCUGACAUUUUACACUAUUGUGAACCAUGAUCCUUUAUGUCAUGAGUGUGUUCAUUACAAUGUAGCGUACAAUUAUAUGAUAUUUAUUUUUGUUUUUUGAAAAAACUAGUUACAUUUUGGGAGGUUUUUCACAAAGAACUCAACAAUGUGCUGUGAACUUUGAACACAUGUUCGACCCCAGGCAGACUUUUAAUUGAGAUUUGCAAAGCCUGAAAUAGUGACAUAGCCGGUUUCGGGUUUAAAGUAUUUAUUAAUGUUUAUUUUAUGUCAAAAUAGAAUGCCAUUAUUCAGUCACGAUAUAUUCAAACAUUAUCAACAUGAGCAAGUUACUUUCUGAUAUGCAUUGACGAAUAAGACUGCAUUUAUUAUGGUAAGGUCUCUUCAUGCAAGCGCUAUGUUUUAAAGAUAAAAGUGGAUCUGAAAACUAAUUAGCUAUUAAGUGUAGUCAUCAAAACCAAUUGAAAUUUUAAAUUAAACAAUUAUCAAUUUAAGCAAAAUAGUAUGUUUUUGCAGAGUUAAUCCCUCCAAGGAACGUGCCUUUGUAUUUCUACAGUUGACUGAUUACUCUCUAAGGGCCUAGAAUCCAAACUCACUGAAACGAAGAAACAAUAAAUUAAUUGUGUUGGCAACGAUAGCGAAAUUUUGGUGGGAAUGUAAAAUAAAUAUUAUUUAUUGAAUUUACUGAAUAUUGUGUGCGUGUGAGGAUGGGUUAGGGUUCGGAGAGUGCUUUCGGUAAUGCAGCAGUCAAUUGUUACCACGGCUCUCCCGGGUCCAGGGGUUAGUCCACUUAAAUGGCCGUCAACGAGUCUUUUGACGUUUAUUUUUAAAUACAGAAGACUUGAGACUGGGAUACAUAAGAAUAACAAAACAAUAAAAAUCUAUCCUUGGUCACUCAUUAUUGAAGCUAGUCCGGUAUACCAGGGAUAGCGGGCAAAAUGCUGGUAGUUUAGUUUUCGUGCUGAUUUAAGCAGGGAAUGGGACUUACCUAGGAUGUUCACAAGUUGCUUGGGCAUUUUGGGGGGAUUUUACCAGCAGUUUGUCUCAGCAGGGCAGGGAUAAUACCCGGGAUUGGCUGGACCGAAAGUUAAAGUCCCGCUAUUCCCCGAACCUUGGGGGCGGACAGUGGUUACAAUUAACUAGUGUAUAAAUUGUUUAUAUAAGAUCAAAAAGACACAUGAGUAUUCAAUAAAUACGACAUACAUGUAUAAAAUUAGGUCUUAAUGAAUGCUGAAUAAUUUCUCUUUCUUUUUCACAAUUUGCAAUGUUUACCUGUCAAUGAAUAGACUAGCUCAAUCACUGUUCAUUUAUUUCAUUCAGUAUUUCAUUCAAUUUUAAAAAAGAACAGCAUUGUGACUCACGUAUUUAGAAAGUACAGAAAGUAACUAUUCUGGUUUGUUUUUGUGUGUUAUGUGUCAUAAUGCAGAUCGUUCAGAAUAUUCAAAAUGGCCGCAACAGUCGGCAUGACAUCAACAAAUUGUUUCACCUACUUCAAGAUCUUGUUUAGCAGCUUAAUAUCCCAAACAAACGUUGUUAAACCGAUUCUUAACCGUUUAAACUUAUGCCAUCAAACAAAAAUUGAGAAAACCCUGUGAAAUAAAGUAGAAAUGGCAAUAUUUACAUUGUGUCAGAAGCGUAUUGGAAACGGAUGUCGGAGAAUUCGUACCCAUUCAAUAUCGUACGACUGUCAUAUUUUGCAUUUCUUUCCAGCCGAAUUAUCGGCGAAAGCUCAUGAAACAAUAGUGUAGUUACCGGUACGAAAUCUCCAUACAUCCGUGAAAACCCGUGUAUUGGAACGCGAAGAUGGAUAAAACGGGAAGUUUCUAGCAAAAAGUUAUCAAAAUAUGAAAUUCAAUAUAAAAUAAAAACAUGCAUCUCAGAUAAAGUCACCGUCACAGAAUUUAAUCAGACCUAUUCGCUAUGCUUCCAAACUCGGAAUAGGAUUUGUUAUGGAUCAAGUUCCUUAUAAAGAAAAUGGCGUCCAAUGCUCGCUUGAAAUCUUCACCAAGUUCAUUGUGGCGCGGAAUGCGGAUUAAUAUAUUCAAGUUUGAUUCCAUAAGUAUUUAGUUUCAGCGAAACUUGGUGAUUUUGUCGGAUGAAAUAUUUCUUCAAUGACAAAAACCAUUUUGCCACCUACUGUAUUGCAUAUAAUUGAAACACGCUUCCCUAUUAAAUGCAGUACUAUUUUUUAACGCAUAUCCAUAUAUGGACGUUCCGAUCUAAAAAGUACAUGUACCCCGGGUGUUUCCGUCAUGAAUUUUCAUUGGUUUAAGGAGGUCAAACCCCGCCCAAAACAUGUACAAUUUGCUUGCCGGCAUGCACGCGCUUUAUAUAAACAAUGUAUGACAAGCUUUUCUGGUUUUUAUUUUCAUGGUUAAGUGGUGCUUAAAUAUGUUCAUACCUAUCACUCCGGCUAAAGGAAGUAGUUCAUUGCAUACACGUACAAACCGUAAGGAGGGCUUGUACAGACACACGCUUCGCUUGAAGCCUUUGUUCUAAAAUACGACAUCGAUGUUAAUUCUUGCUAGUGACUACUAUUGCACAUUGAUGAACAAGAUGUAAGAUUUUGCCGGGAAAUCCGACGCUCCAUUUAAAAGUUUGUGUAAUU
Mya arenaria is the source of this 8028-nucleotide messenger RNA. RefSeq lists its product as uncharacterized. The coding region runs from base 135 to 4934 and encodes 1599 amino acids. Gene Ontology annotation, molecular function: protein kinase activity. The transcript is spliced from 14 exons. The record is from RefSeq and is a predicted model, not a curated record. Gene Ontology annotation, biological process: protein phosphorylation. Lineage: Eukaryota; Metazoa; Mollusca; Bivalvia; Myida; Myidae.